Ostertagia ostertagi is the source of this 396-nucleotide messenger RNA. The record is from the annotation of a GenBank genome assembly. NCBI's taxonomy places the organism in Eukaryota, Metazoa, Nematoda, Chromadorea, Rhabditida, Trichostrongylidae.
AUGUAUCAGAAAGGAGGAAGGAUAAACGAUGAGGAUAAACGUAUGAUUGGAGAAUUACAAGGGCGAAUUUUGAAGCAUGCACCCCACGAAGCUUCGAUUGUCGAAGUGUUAUCAGUGGUAAUGAAAUCCUUGGUGCUCGCUCUGCUUGUCUGUGCCUUGGUCGGCACAGCGUUUUCGUGCGACAAAUUCCAGAAAUACAUGGAAAUGUUCUGCAAGUAUCCCGGCGAGGCCAACAUGUGUCUGACGAGCAACGAGUAUAUUCCUAGCUACAUCCUCCAGCCACUCCUACAAGCUACUGAAGAGGAAAAACAGCAGUACAUCACUUUCAUGAACAAGAUCCGAGACGGACAAAUUACUGUGCAGAACAAGGACGAUUUUCGUCAGCACAUGAACGAG